GGAGCCCAUCAACAUCUCAUCUUCGCCACUCUUCCCCGCGCACUUCUAUCGUUAGCCCGCGCGCCGCGCGUGCGUGCUCUUACUGCCACCAACAGCGUUGUUGCCGCCCUGGCAUCGGCAGCCGCCAAAAUAACGAACAACGCCAUCCAUCGCGAUUUCCUCAGUGAUUUUCGCCCAGCGUGCCUUUUCGUCCGCGCAGCGUUGCCCGUUCCGCGCGAGUCCGUCCCAUGGCCCUCCGCCUCCACCCCGCAUUGCCCCCAG
Closterium sp. Naga37s-1 is the source of this 261-nucleotide messenger RNA. The record is from the annotation of a GenBank genome assembly. Lineage: Eukaryota; Viridiplantae; Streptophyta; Zygnematophyceae; Desmidiales; Closteriaceae.